Messenger RNA from Apaloderma vittatum (bar-tailed trogon), 632 nucleotides. RefSeq names its product ATP synthase, H+ transporting, mitochondrial F1 complex, O subunit (gene ATP5PO). Lineage: Eukaryota; Metazoa; Chordata; Aves; Trogoniformes; Trogonidae. Gene Ontology annotation, biological process: proton motive force-driven mitochondrial ATP synthesis. The coding region runs from base 164 to 571 and encodes 135 amino acids. The record is from RefSeq and is a predicted model, not a curated record. The transcript is spliced from 5 exons. Gene Ontology annotation, cellular component: membrane. Gene Ontology annotation, molecular function: proton-transporting ATP synthase activity, rotational mechanism.
UGUCUGUGGGCCGCAGCCCCCCAUUCAGGUGUACGGGCUGGAAGGGCGCUAUGCCACCGCGCUGUACUCCGCCGCCACCAAGCAGAAGAAGCUGGACCAGGUUGAGAAGGAGCUGAGCCGGGUCUGGACUAUUUUAAAGGACCCCAAGCUAUCCAGUGUUGUUAUGAACCCUCACACCAAGAGUGCAGUUAAACAAAAAGCUGUGAAUGAUGCCCUGGCAAAAGAGAAGAUGUCCCCUAUUAUUGUCAACCUGAUGAACUUGCUUGCUGAAAACGGUCGAUUGCGUUACACACCAGACAUUGUUUCUGCAUUUGGGAAGAUCAUGAGCGCCUACCGAGGAGAAGUGGUGUGCACAGUCACCACUGCACAGCCCUUGGAUGAUGCCAGCCUUACUGAGCUAAAAAGUGCUCUGAAUGGAUUCUUGGCUAAGGGAGAGGUCUUGAAGCUGGAGACCAAGACUGAUCCGUCAAUCCUUGGUGGCAUGAUUGUCAAUAUUGGGGAGAAGUACGUGGACAUGUCAACAAGGUCAAAGAUCCAGAAGCUCACCAAAAUCAUGAGAGAGACCGUCUAGCAAGCUGUCCUUGUCAUCCACAGUGAAACCUGUCAGAUGGAAACAAUAAAAUUAUUUCUUC